AUGAAGGCCCUUGACUGGAGUAGCUACAAACUACCGGUGUUUCAUAAUUUGACUUGUUUGGAGCUCGGUGCUGGUUGUCCUGGAUGGCUGUUGCUGCCAAAGUUACUGGAAAGCUCACCACAACUGAGAACUCUAGUUUUUAAGGAGGGGCUUUGGCUUGCUGACGAUGAACAUUACUGGGAUCAUUGUGGGCCUGUGCCUACUUGUUUGUUGUUUAACCUCAAGGUAAUUGACAUAGGAGCAUUCAAAGGGAAAAAGGGUGAGCUAAAGAUUGUCAAGUACUUUCUGAAGAAUGCAGAAGUUUUGGAGACACUAAAUGUCAGUCCCCUAAUGCCUGAGGCAGAAGAGUUGAAGAUUACCAAGUUGUUAUUGAAAAUACCAAGGGGCUCAAGCAGUUGCAAAGUUGUUUCUUGA
Molecule: messenger RNA, 414 nt
Organism: Ilex paraguariensis (yerba mate)
Lineage: Eukaryota; Viridiplantae; Streptophyta; Magnoliopsida; Aquifoliales; Aquifoliaceae
Source: the annotation of a GenBank genome assembly